Messenger RNA from Sporisorium graminicola, 2688 nucleotides. RefSeq lists its product as uncharacterized. The coding region runs from base 1 to 2688 and encodes 895 amino acids. The record is from RefSeq and is a predicted model, not a curated record. NCBI's taxonomy places the organism in Eukaryota, Fungi, Basidiomycota, Ustilaginomycetes, Ustilaginales, Ustilaginaceae. Gene Ontology annotation, molecular function: zinc ion binding; transcription cis-regulatory region binding; DNA-binding transcription factor activity, RNA polymerase II-specific. The transcript has a single exon. Gene Ontology annotation, biological process: positive regulation of transcription by RNA polymerase II. Gene Ontology annotation, cellular component: nucleus.
AUGACCACUUCAGCGAGACGCCAGCUCUUCAGGCGCUCCAAAGCUGGAUGCUGGAAUUGCCGCUCCAAGAAGAAAAAGUGCGACGAGCUUCGUCCCCACUGCACCCGCUGCGUGCGCGCUGGCGAAGGCUGUCGCUAUCCGGAUGGCAGCUCUGAGUCGCUCCACGAACACAACGGCCCCAUCUCGUCCAACGACUACACUUCUCCCUCCAUGGCCUCGUCAUCUUCGUACCCCAACAGCUUGUCCAUGCACGCCUCGCCCAUGCUCUCGCGCUCGUCGUCCACCUCGGGCUACCCUUCCCAGCAUCUCGCUCGUCGCGCCCAGCAUUCGUCCUACCACCAUCACCCUUACGUUCCAUCCUCGGACCAUCAUGCUCCGCAUUCGCAUCGCGACUACCACGCCCAACGUCCCCUCUCUCAUCAGUCACCCACCUUACCUGCAGCUCCCGGUCCACUUCCGCCCUACUACGCUAGCUCCCACCCCGCGCAGCAGCCUCAGCUACCUCAGCAACAGUUCCCGCCUCCACCACUCUCCGCAAGUGCAGCCGCCGAGUGGGAUCGCGCUUCGGAACAGCACCUCUUCAAGCGCACCAGGUACGAUGACUUUCCAUCGUCUUCCUCAUCCACCUCGUCUACGCUUGCCUACCAUGAUGCUCGCUCUCGUCAGCCCUUCGACACUCAUCACCGUAUCCCUUCGAACCACAGCCAGUCCAGCAGCAAGGGCAAGGGCCGAGAGCCACUGCCUUCCAUCUCGCCGCAUCAGCCCAACUCGGUCUCAACGGCUCCUUCCGCUUCGCACGCAUCCUUCAACAACCUCUCACCUCCGUCUCAGCGCUCCAUGACUUCGCCCAACGCUGCAAGCCGUUCCGCCGACACGUCACCUGCCACCCGACCUAGCCCCGUCGUCGCUCAUAGCUACAGGUAUCCGUCCGCUGCAGCGCCAACCCUGGAUCGAAUCGACCCUGAUUCGUACGCGCCAGCUCCGACCGCCUUGCAGAUCAAUCACACCUCCGCAACAGUCUCGUCCCGCGCCGACGGCUCAGAAGCACACUACAACGCACCUCCUAGCCCUUCGCCCCGGCCUUCGUCGAGCUCCUCGCAGUCUCGCCACAAGCUCGUGUUCGACUAUACCUCGACCGACCCCGAUCCGGAGGAACUCUUGGCCGCCAUCCACUCGCUUCCGCGGUCGGUAGUGACGCAGCAGACCAAGGGUGCACAUGCCUACUUUGACCUUCUUCGAGGCAUUGCCGGUUUAACUCAAGGGCAGGCGAUGGCGCACGCUCUAGCAGCCGUGGUUGCUUCCCAACAAGCCAGCUCUGAAGGAAACAGCGAGGCAGCGUCAGCAAAAAACACUGCUCCAGCAAAGAAGAGCACGGCAACGAUGGUGGAAUUGGCCAAUCGUCACCACCUCUCGGCGGUGAAAGCGCUUCAGACUCAGCAUCAGCCUAGUCGACGCCGUCGCUUCUCGAUUAUCGAGACCAAUUCCAACAACAGUGCUGACGAGCUCCCGCCGGGCAGCAAUGCAGCGACCAUGAUUCUACUCAUCUUUGCCUGCAGCUCCAUCGGCAAGUCACUCAUGCUGCCCUCAUACUUCAACCAGUGCGAGCAGUUCCUCGCCGACGCCGUUGAGCACGUUUCCACGCAUCGUCUCUUUCCAUCGGUCAGUGGCGAGGUCAUCGUCGGGACGCCCGAAGAUCCUCCCGCCUUGCAAGCUGACAAACUCUCUCACCACGGCGGACUCCUGUUGCUCGGCUGCAUCGCCGGCCUAUACGAAUGCUACCUGUCGCAGUACACUGCUAUUACCGACUGGGACUACAACCCGGCUCGCCUCAAAAGGCUCUCGCCGUUCAACUGGAGCAAGUCGGAUGCGGCCGUCUUUUACGAGACGCGCAACAGUGUUGCCGAGACCUUGUUCAGCGUGUCAAUGGUUACGCUCGAGCUCGUCAUCGAGACUCUGGAUACAAUGCGGAAGUUAAAGCGAGCCGAGGCUGUUGCUUACGGCAAUCGUAAGAGCAGCCGCAGCGAAGCUGAAGAUGGCACAGCAGCUCUCAAUAGUCUCGCACUGAGGGAAGAACUGGGUUUGGUUAUCCGCGAUCUCGAGACCGGUUCCUUCUGGAAAGGCGCCGCGCGCACCUUCAGCGAAGCCGAACAGCUCUCGGUGCUAAACAGCCUCCAGGGAUGCACAGAGCAAACCGCAGCGGCAAGAAACGACGACGAGCAGUGCACCGAUCGAGGCGACGACACUUCAAGCAGUCCGGUCACCAAGGCGUUCAAGUCAGGUUCGCUCUUCCUGCCUUCGUCCUCGGGCGAGCAGAAGCAGGUGGUCAACCGUCUUCGUCUCGCCAACCAUCUGUAUCGCAAUGCCUUGCUGGUCGAUUUGUACGUGACUGUGUUCAAUCGACCACCUUCGAGUCUCGCCGUUCGCGAGAUUGUCUCUCGCAGCAUUGGCUUGCUCGCAGCAGUACCGGACAAGCUCGAGCUUGGCCUCGUAUGGCCGGCCAUCGUCCUUGGAUCUUACGCCCGCGACGAGCCGGAGCGCGACCAGGUACGUAGCUUUGCGAGGCGUGCGCAAUGGAAAGGCUCGGCGGGGGUAUCGUCUGCGGCGGAUGUGCUCGAGCGCGUCUGGUCUAACGAGUCUGACUCGUGGAGGGACAGCGUCACCUACUUCGGCAGUCCCUUGAUAUUCUAA